AUGCCUGCUCCUCUGCUCCCGCUGCUGCUCCGCACACUGCUGGCCCGCCUGCUGCUGCCUGCUGCCCGCCUGGCCCGCCAGCACCUCCUGCCCCUGCUGCGCCGGCUGGCCCGCCGCCUGGGCUCCCAGGAUUUGCGAGAGGCUUUGCUGGGCUGUCUGUUGUUCGUCCUCAGUCAGAGACGCCCGCCGGACACUGGGGAGACUUCCAGGGUGGCCCGCCUGGAGAGGAGGGAGAGGCUAGCCUCCCAAAAAUGAGGCCAUGAAUCCUGGUAGCAGCUGUGCCCCCUGAAAUGCUUUAUUUCGGAGUUAAGACAGUCCUGGCUCCAUCACUGACUGUAGCCUGCCCA
Molecule: messenger RNA, 347 nt
Organism: Odocoileus virginianus texanus
Lineage: Eukaryota; Metazoa; Chordata; Mammalia; Artiodactyla; Cervidae
Source: RefSeq, a predicted model, not a curated record